AUGCAAGAGGGAUCUACACAGGAGCUCCAUGGGAGCCAGCUGUGUGAGAACAAACUAGAGGAACAUGCUGGGCCGGUGGUCAGCAGAAGCAGGAAGGCAAUGGUGACAGGAGGUGGAGGCUACUUGGGAUACAACCUGGGAUGUGCUCUCAUCAGGUCAGGAAUUGCUGUUGUUUUAUUUGACCUACAGAAACCUAAAUGGGAAAUUCCAAAUGGAGCAGAUUUUUUCAAGGGUGAUGUGAGGGAUUAUGAUGCACUGUUCAAAGCGUCCGAAGGAGUCGACUGUGUUUUUCAUGUGGCUGCAUGUGGAAUGUCAGGACUAGAGCAACUUCAAAAGAAAGAGCAGAUUGAAUCCACAAAUGUCGGUGGCACAAAACUAAUAAUUGAUGUCUGCAAACAAAGAAAUAUCCCUAGGCUGAUAUAUACCAGUACAGUGAACGUGGUGUUUGGAGGGAAUCCUAUUGAAGAAGGAGAUGAAGAAACCGUGCCAUAUUUUCCACUGGAAAAGCAUUUUAAUCAUUAUUCUAGAACGAAGGCAAUUGCAGACCAAAUGGUUCUUGCUGCUAACGGAACUUUACUCAAAGGAGGCAACAAGCUCCAUACGUGUGUGCUUCGUCCCCCUGGCAUAUACGGACCAGAAGAGCAGCACCAUCUGCCACGAGUAGCUGUAAAUAUCCAGCGGAGACUAUUUAACUUCAAGUUUGGGAAUCACAAAGUUCAGAUGAACUGGGUUCACAUAGGAAAUUUAGUACAAGCUCACUUACUAGCUGCCGAGGCUCUCACUUCUGAGAAGGGCUAUGUAGCUAGUGGUCAGGCGUAUUACAUACAUGAUGGUGAAAACGUCACAUUUUCUGAGUGGAUAGUUCCUUUAUUUGAAAAAUUAGGCUACGAGAAACCAUGGAUACAUAUUCCUGUUCUCCUUGUUCAUAUAGCAGCCACUAUGACAGAAUAUCUGCACCUGGCCCUGAAGCCAUUUUUCAGCUUUACGCCUUUCUUGACAAGAAGUGAGGUGUGGAACGUUACUGUAACUCACACUUUCCGAAUAGACAAGGCACGAAGUCAGCUUGGUUAUAAACCAAAGAAAUUCUCACUAGCGGAUUCUGUGGAUCAUUAUCUCAAAGCAAGACCUAUUUGUCAGGAUGAUCAUACAUUCCUUAAAAUGUUUGCUUUGGGCAUUUUAUUAAGUUUGGUCUUUCUUUCUUUCUUCUCCUAA
Tinamus guttatus (white-throated tinamou) is the source of this 1212-nucleotide messenger RNA. RefSeq names its product putative short-chain dehydrogenase/reductase family 42E member 2. Gene Ontology annotation, biological process: steroid biosynthetic process. Gene Ontology annotation, molecular function: oxidoreductase activity, acting on the CH-OH group of donors, NAD or NADP as acceptor. The record is from RefSeq and is a predicted model, not a curated record. Lineage: Eukaryota; Metazoa; Chordata; Aves; Tinamiformes; Tinamidae.